AGGUUUUUUAUAUCUAUAAUUUGUGGUCUGUGGAGAGUUCAAUACUGAUUUCUGAUUCUGAUUUCAAUUUUCCUUUAUUUGGUGAAUAAGUGCGAUUUUGCUAAAAUAGCAGUGUGAUUUGAAAGUUACGGUCCGAUUCUUUCGUUCACCAGCAAAGAAUCCUUCUUCCACCUUCACUGUGCCAGUGAAAUAUUGUCAAAACGGCUUCGGAAAAGCUAAACCCAACCGAGCAGACAAAUUACAACACAAUGUAUCAAUCCCAAGGCGGCGGGUACCCACAAGGUGGCUACCCACAAGGCGGCUACCCCCAGGGCGGCUACCCUCAGGCUGGAUACCCACCCCAGGCCGGCUACCCCCAGGGCGGUUACCCACAAGGGGGAUAUCCGCCACCACCUCAACCGGGUUUUCAACCUAGCGGCUAUGGAGAGGGCUAUGGGCAACCACCCUACGGCGGUCCGAGCAGCCUUGGCGAAGACGGCGAUGUCAAGGGGUUCGAUUUCAACGAGCAAAGCAUUCGGAAGUCUUUUAUUAGAAAGGUGUACUCCAUCCUGAUGUGCCAGCUGCUGGUGACGAUGGCCUUCAUCACGCUCUUCGUGUACCACGCGCCCACCAAGAUGUGGGUGCGCACCCACACCUACAUGUUCUGGGUGGCGUUCGUCAUAGUGUUCGUGUGUCUGAUCGCCAUGGCGUGCUGCGACAGCGUGCGGCGCCAGGCGCCCAUGAACUUCAUCUUCCUCGGCAUCUUCACCGUGGCCGAGAGCUUCAUGCUCGGCGUCACCAGCAGCAUGUACGAGAGCGACGCGGUGAUGAUGGCGGUGGGCAUCACGGCGGCGGUGUGCCUCGCGCUGACGCUGUUCGCGAUGCAGAGCAAGUGGGACUUCACCGCCAUGGGCGGCGUGCUGCUCUGCGCCACCGUCGUGCUGCUGCUGUUUGGUAUCGUAGCAAUAUUCGUCCGCGGCAAGACAAUGACACUGAUCUACGCGUCGCUCGGCGCGCUCAUCUUCUCCAUGUACCUCAUCUACGACACGCAGCUGAUGAUGGGCGGCAAGCACAAGUACAGCAUCUCCCCCGAGGAGUACAUCUUCGCCGCGCUGAACCUCUACCUGGACGUCAUCAACAUCUUCCUCUACAUCCUGACCAUCAUUGGGGCUGCGAAGGAUUAGGACUUGUAUGUAUUUAUUGACUUGAUUUGUUGGUCUUUUCUUUUUUUUUUUGGUUUGUUUAAAGGUGUAAACCAAGCCAAUUAGACUAAAAGAUUAAUUAACAUGCCAAAUAAUAACACACCGUGCUAGUUUCACCGCUCCAACAUUUAUUAGUCCAAUACAAGAAACCUCUUAACAAUAUUAAAAAUGACCUGAAAUUAAUUCACACGCUAGCGAUAAAAAUUAUAUGUAAAAAUUUAAACAUCCUGUUUAAUUCUGUUUCGUAAGUAUAAGUCAUUGAACUUUGACCUAGUUUAGACUAAAGUGAAUGACCUCAGUUAGCUGCCAUGGCGAUAUGCUAAUAGGUAAAGAACGAUUAUUAAUUCCAGUCAGUAAAAUGACAAUUGCAACUGUCACUGAAAUAUCAUUUUAAUGACUGGAAUUAAUAAUGUUUGAAACUACAGGAUGUUUUAAAUUAAUUUUGAAAAUUUGUUACGAUUGUAACUCCUUGAAAGUGAACUUUGUUUUUUAUAAUAAUAAUGGAUAAUAUACAUUUGUUACUUAAUUUGGGUACGCCAUCUGUUGACCGCCCUAUGAAAACUUACUAUAGCACGUUUGUAUUUCAUACCAAAAGUGCUACUGAAAAUUGCAGCUAAUUAGGUCAUUUUCAAUGCAAGCAAAUCGAAUUAAAUUCUCCUUUCAAAUAGCUGGCCUAUUUAAACGAAAAAAGUUUACAGAAAAAGUGUCAGAUAGUUUAUUUACAUGUCUUUAUUGUUUGACAAAUUUAGGAAACUGACAAAACUUAUAAAUAGAUACACAUAACAAAAGGUGGUGAAACCAGCCUUUACAUUACUAACGUAUAUUUGGCUUGGUAAAGGCCAUAGAUAAGCGAUACCAAGAAUAGCAAUGUGAAGCUGAUUUGACGAGAUACCUAUGUAAUAUAGAAAGUCUCAUCAAAAUCAUUUAAACAUUAGUAUCGUUUGUCUUUGACCUUACUUUAUUUCCGGUUAAAUAAGUGCUUGACGUGCUAGAAGUUAAGUUAUCUUCUGUUAUGUCAGUUGACUGUUAAGGUUAUUAUUUAACGUACAGUUAACUGUUAAGGUUAUUUUUAAACGUACAAGGUUAUUCUUUAACGUACAGUUAACUGUUAAAGUUAUUCUUUAACGUACAAGGUUAUUCUUUAACGUACAAGGUUAUUCUUUAACGUACAGUUAACUGUUAAAGUUAUCCUUUGUAUCUUCGAAUGCAGCAACUCCUAUAAUAAUGAACGAAAUUCAGUAAGUUUGUUUGAUCUUAUAUUAUUUUUUUUAUUUCGAAUAAACUUUUUAUACUAAUAAUACAGCUAUAUAGCUUGCUAGCUACUAUAAUGGCUUUAGACAUCCCUGUGUAAGGGAAAAGGUGGUAUUUAUGAUUUAACUAUAAUGAUUGUUAACUAGAAAUCGAAUAACAAACUUGAAUUUUGUUUCAGUGACCAUAAAUAAAAAAAAUGUAAACUACAUUCCAUGAAUAUAAUACCAUUUUUUUGUUUUGGAACGCUGUAUCAUACAAAAAAUAUAUAUUUGAAAAUGAUAUUAUCUAUUGACUGAUUAGAAUUAUAUAACACGUCAAGUGCGAUCGUUUAACCGCACCACAGACAAUAAAGUCGCUUUUCUAAAAAUACCGUCAUUUAGGGUAACUUUGCAAUUCAAAAUAUUUUGACAGUGUGACAGUCAUUUUUGUGAUGGCAGCUUUUCGAUUUUUUGUUUUGUCAAAUCUAUAACAAAAUUUUUAUUUGCAAACUAUAAAUAAUAUUUUUUGUUACUCUAUACAGAGUGCUCGGGAUUACGUAUUUUAAAAUGCAAGGAAAGAUAAAGGCGUGUGUUACAUGGAUAGCCGGAAGUGUUUGAAUUACUUUGUAUGAAAACAUAAAAAUACUUUUUUUUUAGUUGAAUAAAAAUAGUUCGGUUCCUAUAAAUGGUCUCGUCAACACCCUAAACUUAUGGCAUAUACUCCCGAGCACCCUGUAUAUAAAAAAUCGAGUAUAUAUAUAUUUGAAAAUAUAGUAGCAAAUAUUUCUAAGUUACCCAACUUGAUGUAUUAGUUACCAGUCCUAAACUUGACUGAUUCUAAAAAUCCACUUUCGAAUACUUAUCUACCUACUUAAUAUAUUAAAACUAUAUAUGAUAUAUAAUCUUAUAUUUGCUAAAUUUCUUGUACAUAAAACUUAACUUUUUAUGACUAAAAUUAUAUUUAUCCCUUAAAAAAAAUUAAAAUUUGUUUUGGGGCCUAAUCAAAAAUUCGCUGUUUUCUUAAAAAUGGCUAUUCCUAUAACAAUGAUGUUUGCAGUAAGGGACAGAUCAUUUUAGUCGUAAAAAACAAGUUUCAUUUAGUUUUGUGUACAAAUAGUUUUGGUAGACAUACCUAUUGUUUUAACAAUAAAAUAUAUAUAUGUAUGUUUUAGGAGGACUUAGUAAGUAAUUUAAUCGUAUAUUUGUUUUGAUGUAACUUAAACGAUAUUAUUAUAUGUUUAAAUCGAAUAUGUGCGAAUCUGUAUUUAAAAACUCAAAGCUUAUAUUUGUAUCGUGUAUGUGAAACUUAAAUUUAACUUAGGUUAAAAAACUAAGAUCCCAAAAAACCUAAAAAAAUUCACCCUUAACUUAAAUAAUCGCUGUUUCGCGUAACCGCGUCCGCCGCCGCGUCCGCUCCCGCGACCGCUUGUUUUGUGUGAACAAGCCCUAAAAGUGAGCCAUUAUUUUGCUUGUGAGCUGGUGGCGCGAUAUUUAAUGGCUUCGUAUAUCGUGGCGUCGAUUUACAUUGAUGAAUCAACCAAUGAUGUUUUCGUGGCGUGAACAACAUUUUUAACCAGAGUAGGCACUGUUUGUAGAAAAUUCCUACUCCAAUAGGUACAGGUUCGAAAAGAGAGUGCAACUGCGUAUAGUCUGGCAAGGUCGUUGAUGACACUCCCAUGGUAUGCGGGUGACGGGGGGAAGGGCUGCGCGGGUGGGAAAUCGUGCGUGCGGGGAAGUUAGGUGCAUCUGUCAUUUUUCAUUCAUCGCUACACGCCCCCCGGCCCGGGCGGACUAUCGGGAGUGUUACGAAUGAAGCUGCCAAGCUAUAGCACGGGUAUUUGGUAAAACGUGUUUUCUCAAGCUUUGUACAUUAGUGCAAAAUAAUUUGAGCCUUGUUUUGUAGGUGAUAGAGAUCAUUUUGCAUUUACAUAUACAUAUUUUUUGUCAUAUGUUUAUGGCUUGAUUCGAUUACCCGUUGAAACUAACUAAAUUGACAGAUCGAGAAACCAAGACUGUUUAGAAAAGUGAUUUUUUUAUAUAUUUAAGGAAUUAAUGGAAUGGGUUUUUUUAAAAGAAAUAAUGAAGAUUUGAACGGCUGUCAAUUUAGGUAAGUUUUAAAUUGAAUUACCACAUUAAUAGCAACUAAUAUUAUUAAAUAAUUGUAUUAUUAAUCGAUGUUAUUGUCUCUCAAUGUCAUAGAGUUUAUUGCCGAAAAUAUAUUAUUUCUAAUAUAUGUGUGAUUUUAGAUAAAAAAGCCAGGAUUAUGGGAGUUUUUUUUGCUUUAAAAUAUGUGAUGUUAAUCGAAUAUAGAUUUUUCGUUUGUAUUUCCGAUAUCUUUAUUUAGGGUGUUUAGAGAAAAUCCUCAAAUAUUUACUAAAGCAAUGUAAGAUUUAGUUACGAUUUUUAGGUAAAAUCAAGUUUUCUGGUAUAUGAUAUUGUUGUGUAUUAGCGACACCCUGUAUCAAUGUAGUUUGUAAAAAAAAAAGAGUUCAAAUAAUUAUUAUUUUUCCACGAAUCACGCUGUAUAUAAGCAAAAGACACAUUGAUUCUCGCAUUAUAAUACAUAUUAUGAAUACUAAGUGAUUGUAUUGUAAGAUUUUGUUAUGUUCAAACUUUGAUUUUUUAUUAAAAUUACUGUAACAAUAAA
This is a messenger RNA of Bicyclus anynana (squinting bush brown), 5057 nucleotides long. RefSeq names its product protein lifeguard 1 (gene Grina). Gene Ontology annotation, cellular component: membrane. NCBI's taxonomy places the organism in Eukaryota, Metazoa, Arthropoda, Insecta, Lepidoptera, Nymphalidae. The coding region runs from base 249 to 1163 and encodes 304 amino acids. The record is from RefSeq and is a predicted model, not a curated record. The transcript is spliced from 8 exons.